GGCCUUUAUUUUACUGUCAACAACAAUCCAAACCAAAAUCACAAUUCAAUUCUUUUUAGCUUGAGACAAGAAGUUGCUAUAAACUAAAAAUAAAGUACGAUGGGUCCCCGCUCUCGAAGUCGUUCCCCAGCCGCUAGAGGUUCCUAUAGUCGCUCGCCGGACAACAGACGCGGAUACCAUCGGUCCCAAUACAGGGAGAAGUAUAUCUCCAAACAUCGACAUCCUCCUUCACCACCGCCUUUGCCUCCAGGCAAGCGACAUGGAUCCCGUGGACGUUCUUUUGAACAUCGACGUAGUCGUUCUAGAUCGGAUUCUGGUCGUUAUGACCGACGUAAUUACAGCUCAAGACCCCGUUCAAGGACACGAUCUCGCUCUCCUCAUGCCAGAAAUGAUCGCAAUAAUAGGGAAAAACCAAUACCUUGCCGUUGUCUUGGAGUUUUCGGCCUAAGUGUCAACACUACACAGCCACAGAUCAGAGAGAUCUUUGGUAAAUUUGGUCCGAUCGAAAGCAUACAAGUCGUUAUGGAUGCACAGACUAGGCGCUCGCGUGGUUUUUGUUUUAUAUAUUACAAAUACCUGGCCGAUGCCGAGGCUGCCAGGGAUAAUUGUUGCGGUUUAGAAGUUGAUGGUAGGCGCAUUCGAGUCGCCUAUUCUAUAACGGAAAGACCUCACACUCCGACCCCGGGAGCAUAUAGAGGCCGUCCAACAAAGGGAGCUGUAAAACGCCAUCGUGAUCGCAAAUCUCCUUCGCCUUACAACCACCGUCGUCGCAGCCGUAGUCGCUCGUACACUCCACGUCGUCACCGUUACUAAAACAAAGAUAUUCCCCAAUUUCUUACUUUAUUUUACUAACACUAAUAUAAAAUAAUUAUCUAAAGGGAGGCCGAUGUUUUGUUCAGAAGCGGAUGGAGUUCAGUGGAAUUUGAAACAAAAAGAUUAACCUUUUACACCGGAGCUGUAUCGAUUAUUAAAAUUCACAUAUAUUUAUAUAUGUGUUCUCUAUUAGUUUGUACGAUUGCUUUUAUUGGAUGUUUGGUUUAUUUUGAAGCUGCUUAAACAAGCCUUACCUCAUACAAGUAUAUGGAUGGAUUGGUUACAAAAUUUUCCCGUAAUUUGUUUCAAUUAUUUUCAAAUAAUUUUAGAUAGUUAAUUUUUAUUGAAUGAAUUUUAAAUAUGCCCUUUCAAAUUUCCAUAUUCUCCUUUUGUUUCGCCUUCUCAACGUGUCGUUAUAACAAUAAUUUUAAUUUCUAUAGAAUAUAAGAAUUUUUAUAAACAAAAACGACUACAAUAAACUCUGUGAAUUGACUGAUUGGUAAAACUUGAGUUUUAUGGGUUUUGCUGGAUUUGACGGUUGGUUUUAUAAGCAAUUUCCAAGGUGUUUUGUAUGAUUUGCAUAUCAGUUUCAAUGCUCCGUGCCCAGUUUUCUACAUCACCCAGUUCCUUAAGAGCAGAGCUAAAGUUAUCAAUAAGCUGAAGCCAUUGUUGCGUUUGCUUGGCAAAGUUACUGGCUCCAACAUGCAGCUGCUUAGCCUCGGCGUCCAGCUUUUUUUGAUUUAG
This is a messenger RNA of Stomoxys calcitrans (stable fly), 1557 nucleotides long. RefSeq names its product transformer-2 sex-determining protein. Gene Ontology annotation, cellular component: spliceosomal complex. The record is from RefSeq and is marked provisional. NCBI's taxonomy places the organism in Eukaryota, Metazoa, Arthropoda, Insecta, Diptera, Muscidae. Gene Ontology annotation, biological process: positive regulation of mRNA splicing, via spliceosome. Gene Ontology annotation, molecular function: RNA binding.